Eucalyptus grandis is the source of this 1837-nucleotide messenger RNA. RefSeq lists its product as uncharacterized. The coding region runs from base 165 to 1394 and encodes 409 amino acids. Gene Ontology annotation, molecular function: GTPase activity; GTP binding. Lineage: Eukaryota; Viridiplantae; Streptophyta; Magnoliopsida; Myrtales; Myrtaceae. The record is from RefSeq and is a predicted model, not a curated record. The transcript has 6 exons.
AACAACUGAAGAUUUUCCAAGCAUUGAAGCACCUACGAGACCCCAUCGAAGAAGAAGAAGAAGAAGAAGAAGAAGGAGGAGAAUAUUCCCCGCCGUCGUCUUGCUUCCCGCUCUGAUCUUAGGGUUUCCUUCCGCGAAUCGACCUCUCUCCGAUCGGAAGGAAGAUGCAGGUCGACGGGAAGAAUGGUAAUUCGCUCGAGGACAGACCCGGGAUCUUCGUGAUCGGGCCCUCCGGCGUCGGCAAGCACACCCUCCUGUCUCGGUUGCUAUCGAUUGAUAUUGAGGAAAGUCCUGACCCAUCGUCGGACGUAGUCGUCCAUGGGUGGACUAUAGACACAAAAUACUACAGUGCAGAUGUUUCUGUAUGGAUGGCACAUCUUCAUGAUGAUUUUGAUACACAAUCCUUGCCUAUUCUUGGGAAUCUUGGGAAGUUGGAUGCCUUGGUGAUGGUUUUUGACUUGAGUAAGCCACCAUCCCUUUCUGCACUACAGGACUGGGUAUCUAAGAAUGAUAUUGGGAAUUUUGAGAUAUUGUUGUGUGUUGGGAAUAAAGUAGACCUUGUUCCUGAUCAUCCAGUUCAUGCUGAAUACAGAAGAAGGUUACAAAAUGUUGAAGACGACUCUGUCGAUUAUUAUGCAGAACUCAAGGACUACGGAAUCUCUGAGACUGAGGGAAGUAGUUUACUGGGUGGUGAUGAAUCUACCUUUGACAUUAGAAAAUCAUGUCUAGACUGGUGUGUCGAUCACAAUAUUGAAUAUCUUGAAGCUUGUGCUUCUAAUGCUGACUUUGACAAAUGCUUAUCAGUUGCUGGCGAUUCACAAGGAGUUGAACGUCUCUCUGUUGCACUUUCUUCCCAUAUGUGGCCUGGAAUGAUACUGAAAUCUGGUGAAAAGAUAAGGGAACCAUCAUUACCUGAAAGACAAGAAUCAUCAGAAGAAGAAUCAGAUUAUGAAUUGGAGUAUGAAAUUCUGUCGGCGGGUUCAGCAGAACCAUGGAAUGAUGCAGAUGAAGGAUGGGUCUCAGCUAGUGGUUCUACAGUAGCCCCAAAUGCUGGUGGAUCAACUGUAGCUCGUAAUACUUCUGUCACGGAGGGCAAUCAUGAAAAUGGAGAAAGUUAUGAUGGUAAAGAUCCGCAAGUCUCAACCUCAGAGACUUCCCUGGUGGACAAAAACAAUGAUGUUGGAUCAUCAGUCACAAAAAACCACGAUGAAUUCACAGAGCCAGAAUUAGAUAAUCAGGUUGACUUUGAGGAUCUGGAACAGUUGAUGUCCGAGAUAGGGAAUAUUCGUAAUAACCUGCGUUUCAUGCCCGACUUUCAAAGGAGGGAAAUGGCUGCGAAACUUGCCAUGAAAAUGGCCAGCAUGUUUGGUGGAAGCAGUGAUGACGAGGAGUGAAAUAGAUUGCGCGUUCCGCAUACCGAAUAUGUUGAAGUCAUCUUUCCAGGAGUUAUGCAGGUUAUGGUAAAAAGAUGUCAUUUUGAGAUGUAUGGCUUCAGUUAGUUGAGACCAGGAUAUUUCUCACCUUCAAGCCUUUGCUCGUGCAGUGAUAUAUGGUUGUCAAUUUGUGCCAGCGAAGAUAUGAAGUAAGUCUCCACCUAUCCGUUAAUCUGCUGGGAAGUUUGAAUCUUUAUUGUGGCAUACUUUGCUGCUGGAGACUAAUGGCUAUUUGCACAUGAUGCUCUUCAUCUACUUGUGUAACACUUAUAGAGAGUUUGUCUAUAUUUUUCUGUCUAUGUAUGCAAAUAGAAGGGCAUUAUGUGGAGUUUUGCCCAUCGAUACACACUUUCUUGCGGAUUCUGCCUCGGUAUCGGUACAUGAUGAUUCAAACCUUAGAGCUA